Messenger RNA from Zea mays, 2742 nucleotides. RefSeq lists its product as uncharacterized. The record is from RefSeq and is a predicted model, not a curated record. NCBI's taxonomy places the organism in Eukaryota, Viridiplantae, Streptophyta, Magnoliopsida, Poales, Poaceae. The transcript is spliced from 5 exons. The coding region runs from base 1192 to 2505 and encodes 437 amino acids. Gene Ontology annotation, biological process: signal transduction. Gene Ontology annotation, molecular function: GTPase activator activity.
AAAAUUUAUGUAUAUGUAUACAUAUUAUGUUUAUACACUAAAAUAUUGUAAAAAUAUAAAAUAACUUUGUUGUAUAGGCUUACAGCUAUUUGUCCCCAAACUUCGUUUUUUGCUGGCCUUUUUCAUUUCCCUGUCAUGUGACUAUGGAUAACAAUCGCGUGGUUAGAAACACGAGUAUAUGGUUUACAAAUCCAUAACUACGAGACAAAAUUAAAUCCAUACUCGUACCCAUAUACGUUCAUAGGUAUAGAUCUAUACUAAUGUUAAAUACACAUCGGGUAACGGGUAUGGAUACUAUAUAUUCAUACCCACAAAAAAUUAUCAUCUCAUACCUUAUUAUAUUUAUACUCAUACCCGUGGAUAACAAAUUAUAAUAUAUCUGUGUCCGAUGGAUAAUUAUCCGUUUCUCAUGGAUAACAAAUUUAGGCUAUAAAAAAAUUAUGUCUACUAAAAUUUCGAAUACUCAUACCAUAAAUUUAAUCUUGGGCCCGCCCCUACCGCUCCCGCUAAUUAUGUCGGUCGAUACCGUCCGGGCUAUGUGCUGCAUUGGCACCAGCCUUAUUGGAAUAGAGCAGUGACGAGGUAAAAAAAAUCUGCCAAUGGCGUAUGCUCUAAAAUAAUUUUAGCUACAGAUAUAGAAUUUUUGAUUUUGUAGUGACCCGUCGGUAAUUUUACUGGACUGUAUAUGGACGAGAGGUACAGUGUUCUGAGUGAGCCUCUGAAAAAAGAGCCAGUCGGUCGCUGUCGUCACUUUUCUGCAGCGGAAAGGCCACGGUCGGGUCGUCAGAGUUUGAAUCCGGUCUGGCCAGUUUUGCGUCGCGCCCCCUCUCCGUUCAAAACUAUUCGCGUUUCAGUCCACUUGUUCUGUCCGCCUCUUCAUUAAUUGCUCCACCUCGCUGACGGAGCUCUGCUGCUGUCUUCAAGAAGCAGAAUAGGAGUGAGGGAAAGCCCGUUGCUUUCGCUUCGGUUUUCUCCCAGAACUCCACCGAGAGAGGGGAAGGACUCCACAAGGAGAGGGGCCGAGGGGGGAGUAAACUCGGGUCCGUGUGACGGCAGAGAGUUUCCGACGAGGAGAGAGAAGCAGCUGGGAAGGGCACUCACGGAGCUUACAGAGAAAAAAGGGGUCGAGGUUCAUGCCCGUUUGGUUCCUCGGUUGCUGCGUGAGGCGGCCGGAGGAGUCGUGAACCGGGAAUGACGGGGGUGGUGGUGGUUUCCAGCGCGGGGUGCAAGGGUGGCGGCGGGGCGAAGAGGGCCGCCGGCGGCAGAGGUGGCGGGGAGGAGGAGCGGCGGCGGCGGGCGGCGGUUCUGGAGCUGCUGCUCGCGGCCGUGCGGCGCUCCGUGGUGGCGUGCCGGGUGGAGCGCGGGGCCGCCGGAGCCGGGUGGCCGGCGAGAGAGGAGGACGCGGCGGUGGCGCUCGAGGAGAUGGAGAUCGGUUGGCCCACCGACGUCCGCCACGUCGCCCACGUCACCUUCGACCGCUUCCACGGCUUCCUCGGCCUCCCCGUCGAGUUCGAGGAUGAGAUGCCCUGCCGCGUGCCCAGCGCCAGCGUUUUUGGUGUCUCGGCUGAAUUGAUGCAAUGCACAUACGAUGGCAAGGGAAAUUCAGUCCCCACGAUAUUGCUGCUCUUGCAGGAGAGGCUGUAUGCCCACGGGGGGCUGAAGUCUGAGGGGAUCUUUCGCAUUAAUCCAGAGAAUGACCAAGAGGAGCACGUGAGGGACCAGCUGAACAAAGGAAUUGUACCUGAUGACAUUGAUGUUCACUGCUUGGCUAGCCUGAUUAAGGCAUGGUUCAGGGAACUUCCAGAAGGUGUCCUGGAUGGCCUGUCCCCUCAGCAAGUGCUUCAAUGCAAUUCUGAAGGGGAGUUCCUUGAGCUUGUGACACUGUUGCGCCCCACUCAGGCGGCACUCCUCAAUUGGGCUGUCGAGCUGAUGUCUGAUGUUGUCGAAGAGGAGGAGCUCAACAAGAUGAAUGCUAGGAACGUAGCCAUGGUGUUUGCCCCCAACAUGACACAGAUGUCAGAUCCACUGACAGCACUCAUGCAUGCCGUCCAAGUCAUGAACUUUCUCAAGACACUGAUCUUGAGGACGCUUCGGGAGCGCGAUGAUGCAGCCACCACCGGAGAGUACACACCAUACUCAUCUCCAGCAUCAUCCAGUAAGCAUGAUGACGCCGAAUGCUGCUAUGGCAGUGAGCAGGACAUGGACAGGAGCUGUGAGAUGAGUGACAUGCAUAGCCAGAUCAGCAAGUCUGGGCGACAUGCAGACUAUCUCGUACGCUACAAUACCUGUUUUGACAGCGAACAAGAGGUCGACGAUCAUCUGAGUGAGGUUGAAGAAGGUUUCUUGCGUCGGUUGGAGCGUGAUCUUGGAGCAGACAGACCAGAGGUUUCUUGCAGAAAAAUCUCAGAGAUCAUGGCCCUGGAGGAUGCUGAGCCGAAAGCUGAAACUAGAGCAGUGGAGAAGGGCAUACAGAAUGAGAAUGAAGAGGUUGCUGAACAGCUAUAAUGAUGGAAGUUCUGUGUUUUUAGGCAGUAAAGCUUAUUAUUGUAAGUACUGAACACUGACCAAUGGUCUUUAUCCAACACCUCGGUUGAAUGUAUUGCUCCAGUGUAUGAUGUAAACUUGGCUGAUCCUUUUAAUGCUUGGUGCCCCUUUGUUACCUGGGAUUGUAUCCAUGGAAAUGGUCAGGCUCACUGGGAACAUGAGCCCUUGAUCAUCAAAUUUCCUGUGAUCGAGUUGAUA